AUGAUCCGCGCGCAGGUGGCGGCGGUUGGACAACGGUGGCAAAUGCCGCUAAAACAGCAAGUCGUCGCUUCCAUCGUCGUCGAAGAGCCUAGACUGUAUGCGCUGGGCUUGGAAAAACUGUCCAACCGCGUGGCAGGACAGUACACAGGCAAGGAAUAA
Messenger RNA from Phytophthora nicotianae INRA-310, 159 nucleotides. RefSeq lists its product as hypothetical. The transcript has 2 exons. Lineage: Eukaryota; Oomycota; Peronosporomycetes; Peronosporales; Peronosporaceae. The record is from RefSeq and is a predicted model, not a curated record. The coding region runs from base 1 to 159 and encodes 52 amino acids.